GUUCCUUUUCUAGUUGGGUCAUUUCCUUUUGGUAUAUUGCUUGAUUUGCCGGGUCACGUACUUCAUCGCAGUACUCGCUGACGACCACAGAUGAAAUGAAAAAUGAAAAGUUCUUAUAAGACGUUGUCGUAUUGGAAUCUGAUUGGUCGAUUAUUGGUUAUUUUCCAGUUGUCAAAGUAACUUGCAAUUUGCAAACAGGUUAUACGGAAGAUGGAUGCAUAGAAGACCAGCUAAAGUUUUGUUACCAUUCGAACCUAAUUCUAACGUGAAUUUGAAAGAAGAACAUGUAAUUGAUAUUGGCGCUGAGGGUUUUAAAAAAUCAAAUGAGAAUUAUGAAUCAAAAGAGAAAAAACCGCCUGCGCCGGUAACAAGUCAAGAAAAGUUUAAGGAAAUCAAAGCAAAAAAAGAAAUGGAACUCAAAAAGAAAAAGUUUUAUUUGAGCCAAAAAAAAGUAUUCGAUGACAAUGGUGACGUUAUUUAUGAAAAAUUGAAGGGAAAUGAUGGAAGAAUAAGCAACCUACUUGUUAAAUUAAAGUCAAAGAAGGAAAGAUUAAGAGCAGGACAAAUGUUAGUCGAAGGCUGGAGAUUGAUUGUUGAUGGUUUGGAAGCAAAUUGUGUUUUGAAAUAUGUAAUAUUCAGCCGCACAGAAGAUUUAAACAACUUAAGACCCUUUCUACCAAAAACUGGUGUCCAAUUUUAUAAAAUACCAUAUAAUGAUAUUUCUAUAUGGUCCGAUGUGGAAACAUCACCUGGAAUAUUUGGUGUAUUUGAAAUUCCUAAUGCUGACAGUAUUAAGAGAUAUGCAAAACCCAUACCAUUGCAGCUCAUUUGUGACAACAUUCGAACACCCGGUAACUUAGGUGCCAUACUGCGAGCUGCAGUGGGGGUAGGAAGUGAAAAGGUCUUGCUAACAAAAGGUUGUGUUGACCUGUGGGAUCCAAAAGUGAUAAGAAGUGCAUCUGGGGCUCAUUUCAGGCAACCGAUACACCAUUCAGUGGAUUGGGAGGAAUUGCCUAAAUUAUUAGAAGCAGAUACAUCAAUAUUCAUUGCAGAUAAUAAUAUAAAUGUAUUAGACAUCCACGAAAAUCAGAAUGUACUAGAUAGUAUACCAGUAGUACCAUAUUAUGGAGUAGAUUUUGCUAAUCUGAAGCAUGUCACACUUAUAAUAGGAGGAGAAACUGAAGGAAUAAGUGAAAACAGUUACAGGUUAGCAGCAAAUAAAAAUGGUCUUCGUCUAAAUAUACCUUUGCACAAAGGUGUUGACAGCUUAAAUACAGGAAUGGCCGCAGCCGUUAUAGCUUUCGAAGUAAAGAAACAGUUCAUUCAAGCGUGGGCAAAACUUAAAUUAAAUAAUAAAAAAAAUGUUAUAUCUUAGAUGUAUAUUUUAUUAGUUAUUAAAAAGUAGCUUAAAU
Melitaea cinxia (Glanville fritillary) is the source of this 1412-nucleotide messenger RNA. Its product is annotated as rRNA methyltransferase 3, mitochondrial. The transcript has 7 exons. Gene Ontology annotation, molecular function: RNA binding; RNA methyltransferase activity. Gene Ontology annotation, biological process: RNA processing. The record is from RefSeq and is a predicted model, not a curated record. NCBI's taxonomy places the organism in Eukaryota, Metazoa, Arthropoda, Insecta, Lepidoptera, Nymphalidae. The coding region runs from base 215 to 1375 and encodes 386 amino acids.